AUGACCAUUCAGCAUGCACAACCAAAAAUAAGAAUUGCAAUCGAUAGGGGUGGUACUUUUACCGAUUGUAUAGCUAACCCAGGUACAAACGAUGAAAAAGAUGAUAUUGUUUUAAAAUUGCUAUCUGUAGACCCUAAAAACUAUUCAGAUGCGCCCUUAGAAGGUAUUAGGAGAAUUUUGGAAAAAAUCAAUAAUGUUGAAAUCAAAAGAAAUUCAAAAUUGGAUAUUUCUAAUGUCAAGAGUAUUAGAAUUGGUACUACUUUAGCUACAAAUUGUGCAUUGGAAAGAAAUGGGGAAAGAUGCGCCUUAAUCACUUCCAAGGGCUUUAAAGAUUCUCUAUUGAUUGGCGAUCAAACAAGACCAAAUAUAUUUGAUUUAAAUAUUAAAAAGAUAAAACCGUUAUAUGAUAUAGUAGUAGAAUGUAAUGAAAGAAUCACCCUUGAAGAUUAUUCAGAAGAUCCUUAUAUGGUUAAAUCAAUUCCAAACGCUAUAAAGAAAAACACUUUUCAAGGUAUCAGUGGUGAAAUUAUUAGAGUAUUACAAAAGCCAAAUCCGGAGGAAAUUUAUCAAAUUUUAAAACCAAUCCAUGAUAUGGGUAUUGAAUCAUUAGCAAUUGCCUUCAUGCAUUCAUAUACGUUUAAUAAACACGAAUUGAUAGUGAGAGAAAUUGCAAGAGAUAUAGGAUUCAAACAUAUUACUUUAUCUUCAGAAGUCUCUCCUAUGAUUAAAUUUUUACCAAGGGCUAAUAGUACAGUGGUGGAUGCAUAUUUAACUCCUGUUAUUAAAAAAUAUAGAGACGAUAUAUCAAAUGGUUUAAUGAAUGUUCAUAAUUCCAAUAUUCAAUUUAUGCAAUCAGAUGGUGGUUUAGUAGAUGGCUCUAAAUUCUCAGGCUUAAAAUCUAUUCUAUCUGGACCUGCUGGAGGUGUAGUUGGAUAUUCACAAACAUGUUAUGAUCCAAUUAAAAAUAAGCCAUUAAUUGGAUUUGAUAUGGGGGGAACUUCUACGGAUGUAAGUAGAUUCGGUGAUGGGAAAUUAGAACAUGUAUUUGAAACUACUACUGCAGGGAUAUUAAUUCAAUCACCACAAUUAGAUAUUAAUACCGUUGCUUCAGGUGGAAGUUCCAAGUUAUUUUGGGAAAAUGGGUUAUUUAGAGUUGGUCCAGAAUCCGCUGCAGCAGAUCCGGGUCCAGCUGCAUAUAGAAAAGGUGGUCCAUUAACUAUUACUGAUGCUAAUUUAUUCCUGGGAAGAUUAAUCCCAGAGUUCUUCCCUAAGAUUUUUGGUCCAAAUGAAAAUGAAUCAUUAGAUCUAGAGAUUACUGCAAAAAAAUUUAAAAGUUUGACUACUGUAAUUAAUCAAGACUUAAAUUCAAAUAUGACUGCUGAAGAAGUUGCUUAUGGAUUCAUCCAAGUGGCAAAUGCGACAAUGGCAAGACCUAUUCGUGCAUUAACUGAAUCAAAAGGCCAUAUCGUAUCCAAUCAUAGAUUAGUUAGUUUUGGAGGUGCUGGUGGGCAACAUGCAAUCUUUGUGGCAGAAUUACUGGGUAUAAAAGAAGUUUUAAUUCAUAGAUAUUCUUCAAUAUUAUCAGCUUAUGGUAUUUUCUUAGCAGAUGUUGUCGAAGAAAUUCAAGAGCCAUGUUCUCUUUAUUUAAAAGACGAAAAUAUUGAGAUACUAAAUGAAAAAUUUUUAGAUUUAAUGAACACAGCAAUUAAAAAUUUUUCUAAUCAAGGUAUUAAUGAUAAUAACGCUGUUGUUUUCGAGAAAUAUUUAAAUUUAAGAUAUGAGGGGGCAGAAACCGCUCUAAUGAUAAAUCAAAUAGAUAAUAGAUGGGAUUUUGUGGAAAGAUUUUCACAAUGUCAUAAAAGAGAAUUUGGAUUUGCUUUUGAAAAUAGAAAUAUAAUCGUAGAUGACGUAAGAGUAAGGGCUAUUGCAAAAUCAAAUAUAAGAAACCAAGAAUCAAUUGAUACUCAACUAGAAAAUUAUAAGAGCAAUGAGAGCUUUAAGGAGACCGAUAUUCAAAAUUACGUUUCAUUUUAUAAAAAAGUUUAUUUGAACAAUAAUUGGAUUAACACACCAGUCUUUGAUAUCAAAAACAUUCCAAUUGGUACCAAAAUUGAUGGACCUGCUAUCUUGGCUGAUAAUACUCAAACAAAUAUUAUACCUUCAAAUUCAAAAGCAGUUAUAUUAAAUUCACAAAUUUUUGUCGAAAUCUUGGAUUCUUCAUUGAAGAAUGAUUCUAUUCAGAAUAGUAAAGAAAUUGACCCUAUAUUAUUGUCAAUAUAUGGUAAUAGAUUCAUGGAUAUCGCAGAACAGAUGGGUGUCCAAUUAAGAAAAACAUCCACAUCAACAAACAUUAAAGAAAGGUUAGACUUUUCAUGCGCAUUAUUUGAUCCUGAAGGUAAUCUAGUUGCUAAUGCACCACAUGUUCCUGUACAUUUAGGUUCAAUGUCUACUUGCAUUACUGCCCAAACUAAGAUUUGGAAAGAUAAAUUAAGGCCUGGGGAUGUAAUUUUUACAAACCAUCCUGAUGUUGGUGGAACACAUUUACCAGAUAUCACUGUAAUUUCUCCUGCUUUUGGUAAAGAUGGAAAGAUAAUGUUUUAUGUGGCCUCAAGGGCACAUCAUGCAGACAUUGGUGGAAUCUUACCAGGUUCUGUACCUCCAAAUUCAAAGGAAUUAUAUGAAGAGGGAGCCGCUAUAUAUUCUGAAUUAUUGGUCAAAGGGGGUAAAUUUCAAGAAGAUUUAGUCUAUCAAUUAUUUGUUGAGGAGCCUGCCAAAUAUCCUGGGUGUAGUGGAGCAAGAAGAAUAACUGAUAAUAUUAAUGAUCUUAAGGCCCAAGUUGCUGCAAAUACUAAAGGUAUACAACUAAUUGACCAAAUGGUUUCUAACAGUAGUUACAACAUAAUCCUAAAAUAUAUGAAUGCUAUUCAAGCUAAUGCUGCAUCAACUAUUAAAAAGAUGUUGAAACAGUUAUCUCAACACUUCAAUAAAGAUGAAUUUUCUGGUGAAGAUUAUAUGGAUGAUGGUAGUUUGAUUAAAUUAAAAGUGAAGUUGGAUAUUAUCAAUGAAAAAUAUACCUUUGAUUUUACAGGUACAUCACCUCAAAUCUAUGGUAACACUAACGCUCCAAUUGCCAUUACCUAUUCUGCGAUUCUAUAUUGUUUAAGAUGUUUGGUUGGUGAAGAUAUUCCUUUAAAUCAAGGGUGUUUAGAACCAAUUAAUGUAAUUGUACCACAAAACAGUAUUCUUUGUCCUGGAUCUGGUGUUGCUGUUGUUGGCGGUAACGUUUUAACAUCACAAAGGGUAACAGAUGUGAUUUUCAAAACUCUCAAUGUAAUGGCUGAUUCUCAAGGUGAUUGUAACAAUUUCACCUUUGGGAUUGGAAACAGUAAACAUGCAAAGACUGGAAAAGCGUUACAUGGGUUUGGUUACUAUGAAACCAUAUGUGGUGGGAGUGGUGCUGGUUCUGAUUCCUGGAGAGGACCCGGAUGGGAUGGUACCAGUGCAGUUCAUACUAAUAUGACUAAUACUCGUAUGACUGAUCCAGAAAUUCUAGAAAGGAGGUAUCCAGUAAUUUUAAGGGAUUUUUCAAUUAGAAAAGAUUCUAGAGGUAGGGGGAAAUUCUCUGGUGGAAAUGGUGUAGUUAGGGAUAUCGAAUUUCGUACAGAAGUCAGUGCUUCAAUACUAUCAGAACGUCGUGUAAUUCCACCUCAUGGGUUAAAUGGUGGUGAAAAUGGCGGGAGAGGUGAAAAUAUGUGGUUUAGGAAAGAAUCAUCUUCAAUUGUUAAUAUUGGAGGGAAAAAUACAUUCUUAGCAAAGCCUGGAGAUCGAAUUAUAAUUAAGACGCCUGGUGGUGCAGGGUAUGGAAACUUGGAAAAGAAUAUUAACGCGUAA
Molecule: messenger RNA, 3891 nt
Organism: Henningerozyma blattae CBS 6284
Lineage: Eukaryota; Fungi; Ascomycota; Saccharomycetes; Saccharomycetales; Saccharomycetaceae
Gene: OXP1
Product: 5-oxoprolinase
Exons: 1
Coding region: 1-3891 (1296 amino acids)
Biological process (GO): glutathione metabolic process
Cellular component (GO): cytosol
Molecular function (GO): 5-oxoprolinase (ATP-hydrolyzing) activity
Source: RefSeq, a predicted model, not a curated record